This is a messenger RNA of Conger conger (European conger), 1300 nucleotides long. RefSeq names its product small integral membrane protein 15 (gene smim15). NCBI's taxonomy places the organism in Eukaryota, Metazoa, Chordata, Actinopteri, Anguilliformes, Congridae. The transcript is spliced from 2 exons. The record is from RefSeq and is a predicted model, not a curated record. The coding region runs from base 176 to 397 and encodes 73 amino acids.
GAUCCAAGAGCUGCAGUAAGCAAAUACAGCCCAAACCCAGUAAAACUACAAUUCCUAAUGUGCACGUUCGGCACCGUGACGUUCCUUCAAAUCACUUCCUCAGUUGGAAGAAGCGGUUUCAGACGGAGAAGUGCCAUCCCGUUUUCUUCUUACUGUCGGGCGGCUGAGCUGGAGCAUGAUUGACCUGAAGGCGUGGGCGCAGUACGUGGUGGAGUGGGCGGCGAAGGACCCGUACGGCUUCCUGACGACCGUCAUCCUGGCCCUGACGCCGCUCUUCAUCGCCAGCGCCCUGCUGUCAUGGAAACUGGCCAAGAUGAUCGAGGCGCGCGACCGCGAGCAGAAGAGGAAGCAGAAGAGGCAGGAGAACAUCACCCGGGCCAAGAGGAAGAAGGAGUGAGGCCCCUCCCACCGCCCCGCCCGGGUCACGCCCCGGGUCGCACCCGGGUCACGCCCGGCCCCGCCACCCAACGGGAGACGGGCCGGUGCCGCGGUCACGUUUCCGGCGGGAGGCGUCGUGCGACUCUUGAUAAAUGCGGAGAUGGGCAGGGCUUCCUGCGAUAGGCCCCCACCGCCCGCAUCAUCGACGCGCGGGGCUGGGGUCGCGCUUUCCAGCGUUCCGCUCCAGUUCCACAAGCUGUCAAUCAACACUCAGCCGCCUGUGACCCGUCAUAACCCGCUAACCACAGACCCCUCCGAGUGCAUGCGCAUUCUCCAUCUGUUCUUAAAUCAGGCAUUUCCCCCGUAACUUUGUGAGAUCGACCUGUGCCUUUCAGCAGACAAAAACUGGUGCAUUUUUAUUGUUUUUUUUGUUACAUUUUAUUUUUGUUGAUUUAAAUUCAAUUCUGAAUAAAGCGGAUGCAUUUGCUGUAGGCAAACCAGUGGGGAAGAAAGAAAAUCUAAAAUAUGAAAACAUGAAAUUAAAUCACAGUAAACUGCAGGAAAUCCACGUUAUUGCUUACACCUUUAUUCCAUGAUUCCGCCGUGUGACAGGAAGAAGAUUCAUUUUUAUGAUUCUCUUUAGCGCAUGAUGAAGUAUGGGCACAUAAAUGAUCUGGAUCCAGUACUGUUGGUUUUGUAUAUGAAAUGACCCCAAUAAUUGUAACCCCCCCAGGUGUGCAGGAGAAGAUGUGUCCUGCUAAAUCUUGUCCCGUUUUGUGAGGUAUGGAGAUUCACACCCUGCAAAAUUCUGCUCCACUUUGCAGUGAGCAGCUCAAUACUAGAUUGGCCUGGAACCAUUUUUCCCCCCUCUUCCUCUCUUGAUUUUGUAUAAAAGGAGAAAUAAAAGACCAACUGAACAGAC